Messenger RNA from Mytilus trossulus (common blue mussel), 2410 nucleotides. Its product is annotated as 15-hydroxyprostaglandin dehydrogenase [NAD(+)]-like. Lineage: Eukaryota; Metazoa; Mollusca; Bivalvia; Mytilida; Mytilidae. The transcript is spliced from 7 exons. The coding region runs from base 126 to 929 and encodes 267 amino acids. Gene Ontology annotation, molecular function: oxidoreductase activity, acting on the CH-OH group of donors, NAD or NADP as acceptor. The record is from RefSeq and is a predicted model, not a curated record. Gene Ontology annotation, cellular component: cytoplasm.
UACGCAUCACAAUUAGACACUAUCAGAUAGGUCAAAAUAUAGCACAAAACAUUGAACUUCAAACUCUUACCUUCUUUUUUCUUUUCUUUUUUUGUUUAUGACUUGACAAUAACAACAGCCGCUAGAUGAAGUUGAAGGGCAAAGUAGCACUGAUUUCUGGAGGCGCCAGAGGUCUUGGUAGAGCAUAUGCAGAAGCAAUAUUAAAGGCUAGCGGGAAGGUAUGUUUAUGUGAUAUAGAUUCAGAAGAAGGAUUUAAAACUCUGAACAAAUUUCAGAAAACCUUUGGUAAUGACAAUGUAAUGUUUGUAAAAUGUGAUGUUACAGACCAUGAUAGUUUUGAAAAUGUAUUUAAGCAAGCAAAAAGAAAAUUUGGUGUAUUAGAUAUUGUGGUAAAUAAUGCAGGGCUUCUUACAGAAGAUAAUGUGAGAAAAACAAUGAUGGUUAAUUCAAUAGGUGUCAUAGAGGGGACACAGUUAGCUACACACUAUUUAAGUAAGGAAUCUGGAGGACAAGGAGGGGUUGUAGUCAAUAUUUCUUCUACUGCAGGUUUAACUCCAGUAUUCUACAUGCCAAUUUAUGUAGCUUCUAAAUAUAGUAUUGUAGGAUAUACAAGGAGUGUUGCUCAAAAUCCUGCCAACAAAGAAAGAGGGAUGAGAUAUACUUGUUUAUGUCCAGCCUUUACUGAUACCACCAUGUUUGAUAAGAAAUGGUCAGAUGAGGGUGAAGGACCACCACCAGGGGUCAGUGAAGAGGAGAAAAAAGGGGCUCUACACCUGAUAGAGGCAACAGGGGUUAAUACAGUAGAGGAAGUGGUCAAAGGAUUUAUGACCUUACUUGAAGUUGAUGACAAUAAUGGUGCUGUGAUGACAGUUACGAAAAAACAUGGUGUUCAGUAUCGUCAUGGGAAACCAUUGAGCCAUAAAUUAUAACUUGAAAACCAGAAUAUUUUAAUCAGAUGAACUACUUAACUGCCUUACUGAUUGUAUCUUUAAUUCAUUUGAUAUUUUAUUUGCAAACUAAGUGUUCAGACUAGACUACUCAAUAUAUUAUUAAGGUUUUACAUGAAGAUACAGCACUUUUGGUGUCUUAUGGCAGUCCAUAAAAAGUGUUCAAUUGUAAGAGUUCAAUUAGGUCUCUGGUGUUUCUGAUUGGACUCCAUAAUCAGUUGCUUGUUAAACUGUGGAUUUAAAGUUUCUACUGCUAAAGUUGGAACAUUUUUAGGUUUUUGGGAUACACAAAAUAUGGUACUGAAUACAUUGUUUAAGUUUCAGCUGCCAGAUUUUAUGAAUCUAGUAACUUUUUUAAGAAAUCAUCAGGAUUUUCAAUGAAAUACAUGCCCAAGUGAGAAUAAUUUCAAAGAAUGCCACUUACACAUUUGGAUCAACAUGAACAAUACAGCAAUUCUAUGAUAAUAUUCAUACAUGAUUAUCCCCUUUUAGUGAUGCUAAGUACAUCAUUAUCCUGUAAUAAUGAAUACUAAGGAUGCUUAUUAUUCUCGGAAAUUGCAGCACUAGUUUAAGAGGAAGUUCACAUUGUUUUCUUAGACUACAGUGGAUUCAUUAAUAUUCGUUAGAUACCAAUUUUCUUUGAUUUCCUGGGUACAGGGGAACCACAAAUUCAAAUGUUCUACGAAUAUUAAAUAUUUUUUCCAAUGGAAAGUGUGCGCACUUUGCAAAAAUCACGAAAUUGAAUAUCCACGUAGAUGCAAGUUUUCUUCAAACCAUGAAAAUUGGUACACACGAACAUAAAUUAAUCUACAGUAUCUUAAAUUUGUAUAUAUGCAUAAUUGGUUUGGUAGGAAACACAGGUACUGUCCCUGUCUGCCACAAAUAAGGUUGGAUGUCAUUUUAUUUUGCUAGUUUUUUAAUGUUUUGUGAUAAAUUGUAAUUAAAAAUUAAAUAUGUAUUUUUUAUAAAAAGGAGAAGGUAGGAUAUAAGUUCUUUGUUUUCUCUUUUGUUAGAUUAAAAAAUUGAAAGGAUAGAUUUAUAGACUACUUAUGAUACCAGUAAUAUCAUUGUAAUAAUAAAAUGAAGUAUUUCUUUUCUGUUUUCAUAAAAAUGUAAUAGCUUUUGUCCAUAUUUAGUUAAAAGGUACUUGGAGCAAGCUGGACUUUUUUUGAAUGAAAUUUCUGAUAAGUGUAUGUGGAACUUGCUGACAAUAUGGGUCUUAUUUUACCCAAAUUUACAUUACCAUUAUAUUUCAUAGGAUACCUUUUUGUAAGAAUUUCCUUGAAUUUUAAGGGUAUUGGUGCAUGAUAAAAUAUUUUUCGGUAUCCACAAAAAUAAAAUUUUAACCAAUCCACAAAAAUAAAUGAAUCCACAUUGUUUUGAAAUAACUGAGCUUUAAAAGAAAUCCUAUUCUACCUUUUCCUAUUAUUUUUGGUUGAUUUUAUCUAGAUAUAUUUGUUAAU